GCGGCGUCUACGGCAGCAUGAUGGGGACCCCUAUUAUUAACCCUCCACAAUCUGCUAUCCUAGGCAUGCACGGCGUAACGGAGAGGCCAGUUGUGCGCAACGGUCAGAUUGUUAUUCGCCCCAUCAUGUCAGUAACCCCAACCCAUACCUGCAGCAGCAGCAGCAAGAGUAGCAGCAAGAAGAGUAGCAGCAAGAGCAGCACCAGCAGCAAGAGUAGCAGCAAAAGCAGCUGCAGCAAGGGCAGCAGCAGGACUAGCGGGAGUAGCAGCAUCAUGACUAGCAGCAGCACCACCACCAUCAGCACCAACAGCAGCGCCAGAAGCAGCAGCAGCAGCAGCAGCAGCAGCGCCAGAAGCAGCAGCAGCAGCAGCAGCAGCAGCAGCAGGAAAAUAGUAUGA
Eimeria acervulina is the source of this 398-nucleotide messenger RNA. RefSeq lists its product as hypothetical. Gene Ontology annotation, molecular function: acyltransferase activity. The record is from RefSeq and is a predicted model, not a curated record. The annotation marks the transcript as partial. NCBI's taxonomy places the organism in Eukaryota, Apicomplexa, Conoidasida, Eucoccidiorida, Eimeriidae. The transcript is spliced from 2 exons.